UCUUCUAUCUGCUGUCAAGUGUCAAACUCAACUCAAAUCUCAAAUUCUCGAACACAUUUAUUCGAUUUUUCCAGUUUAUCUUGGCUGGCCUUGUAUUGUUUCGUUUUCGUUUCUUAUUGCAUAAAACUCAAGAACUGUUAUUUAUUUCCCAUUAAAUAUAUUAUUCCAGUACAAAUAAUGGGCAAAACUGGUGUUGUUGCCUUCUUGAAAGACUUUUAUUAUGACCCUUUCAAAUGGUCAGUUGUGAAGAGUGUAGGUUUCUUCACAGUGGGUGUUGUGAUUGCAAGCGAGUGUACAGGCUUAGAAGUGAUGCCUGCAGUGCCACAAUAAAUUUAUUUCUUUUAUUUAUAAUUAAUUAAGAAAAUAUAAAAAUGAUUAAAUAUCUGUUUAUGUUAGUUAUUUCAAGUGUAGUUUGCAAAGAUGCAAUAAGACCUAAUUUUUUAAUCAUCCUUACCGAUGAUCAGGAUUCAACUCUGGGCGGAAUGAAUCCGAUGAAGAAUGUACAACAGUUCAUCGGUGAUAAAGGCGUCACGUUUAAAAAUGCCUACGUAACAUCGCCGAUCUGCUGCCCGAGCCGAGCGAGCUUUCUAACAGGCUUGUAUGUACACAACCAUCUCACAGUCAACAAUAGCCUCAGCGGAGGCUGCUACGGCCGUAUCUGGAAGAACAUUGAGUCUAGAACGUUCGCUACCACGCUUAGUGAUGCAGGGUACAAGACUUUUUAUGCUGGAAAGUACUUGAAUGAGUACGGGGUAAAGGCGGCGGGCGGGCCCGAACAAAUCCCACCCGGAUGGUCAGAGUGGCACGGUCUUGUUGGAAACUCAGUGUAUUACAACUACACUAUAUCUAAUAAUGGUGUACCCACACACUCCACAGAUCUCUACCUAACUGAUAUUAUUAGAGAUCUGAGUAUCAGCUACAUCGAGAACCAGACGGGAUCGGAGCCGUUCCUGAUGGUGCUAGCUCCGCCCGCGCCUCACCAGCCCUUCACCCCCGCGCCCAGACACAAGGGCGUCUUCGCCAAUGUCACCGCACAUCGCGCGCCUAACUUUAACAUAGCCGUCAAGGACCGACAUUGGUUGCUGUCAAUGCCGCCGUCCCCACUGCCGGACAACAUGUUGUCGGAGCUGGACCGAGUGUACCGCUCUCGCUGGGAGGCCCUGCUCAGUGUCGAUGAGCUCGUCUCUGACGUCAUCGAGGCCCUCGACACCAACUCCCUGCUCGAGCACACCUACGUCAUAUACACCUCGGAUAAUGGAUAUCACAUGGGACAAUACUCUCAAAUGUACGACAAAAGACAGCCCUACGAGUCCGAUAUAAAAGUACCAUUGAUUAUAAAAGGUCCAGGUAUCGAAGAGAAUACCACAAGUGAUCUGCCCGUCAUCAACAUAGAUUUGGCACCAACUAUAAUAUCCUUAGCUGGUCUACAACCAUCUAGAAUAAUGGACGGAAGACCUAUAGAGCUGAUUGGAAAUAAGACGAAAACAGAAAGAACGAUGCUAGUGGAGUAUUAUGGGGAAGCAAAAGAUGGUACAGUAGAUCCUGAUUGUCCUUGGAGCUAUGAUAAGGAUAAUCUUGCUCAAUGUUAUCCAGAAUACGCUUGCAAAUGCCAGGACGCGAGGAACAAUACGUUCGGUUGUCUUCGACACAUCGCUAAGAGGAUCAACAUGAAGUACUGUCUGUUUGCAGAUAAUCAGAGUUUUACAGAGAUGUACGAUCUGUUCACGGAUCCGUACGAGUUGACGAAUAUAGUGCAACAAGUGUUGCCCUCUGUGCGGCACUGGUACAAGCUGACGUUAGCCCGGAUGCUGGCCUGUAGGGGCAGCGAUCACUGCGACCAUCCGCUAGAAACUCCCCGUAUCGUAUUUUAAUAUUUUUGACAACCCUAGAGUGUAAAUUGUAGACAACUUCCAAAAGAGGGUAGUCACAAAACGCUUACUUGUCGUGUUUUGACAACCCUAAUGUGAAAAUUGUAGACAACUUCUUAAAGAGGGUAGUCACAAAACGCUUAAUUUUCGUGUUUUGACAACCCUAAUGUGUAAAUUGUAGACAACUUCUUAAAGAGGGUAGUCACAAAACGCUUACUUGUCGUGUUUUGACAACCCUAGAGUGUAAUAUGUA
This is a messenger RNA of Papilio machaon (common yellow swallowtail), 2121 nucleotides long. RefSeq names its product N-acetylglucosamine-6-sulfatase. Gene Ontology annotation, biological process: glycosaminoglycan metabolic process. The record is from RefSeq and is a predicted model, not a curated record. Gene Ontology annotation, molecular function: glycosaminoglycan binding; N-acetylglucosamine-6-sulfatase activity. Lineage: Eukaryota; Metazoa; Arthropoda; Insecta; Lepidoptera; Papilionidae. The transcript has 10 exons. The coding region runs from base 372 to 1871 and encodes 499 amino acids.